Saccostrea cuccullata (small rock oyster) is the source of this 844-nucleotide messenger RNA. RefSeq names its product ribonuclease Oy-like. The record is from RefSeq and is a predicted model, not a curated record. Gene Ontology annotation, cellular component: extracellular region. NCBI's taxonomy places the organism in Eukaryota, Metazoa, Mollusca, Bivalvia, Ostreida, Ostreidae. Gene Ontology annotation, biological process: RNA catabolic process. The transcript has 9 exons. Bases 48 to 812 code for a protein of 254 amino acids. Gene Ontology annotation, molecular function: ribonuclease T2 activity; RNA binding.
UCCAAAUAUCAAAACUUCGCUUCUCGAAUUUCAGGAGAAGAUCCAACAUGACAAUGCUGUUGUUGCUUGUACUAUGUUCUACAGUAUAUGCGUACUCAGAUGAAUGGGAUAUUUUUACAUACACACAGGAGUGGCCUGUAGCCGUUUGCAUAAAGGGCAAGGAAGAGCAUCACUCCUGUUCUAUUCCGCAAGGUGUGCAGGGCUGGGGUAUACAUGGAAUGUGGCCUACAAAGACGGGAACGGAAGGGCCGACAAGCUGUGGAACCCAGCCUUUCAAUACGGACGCCAUUUCGGUGCUUCUUCCCCAUUUGAAGAUUUUGUGGCCAAACAUGUACUCCGACACUUCUGAAUACAGUUUCUGGGAACAUGAAUGGAGUAAACACGGAACUUGCGCCAGCUCACUCAACGUAACUUCUACAGAGUAUAGAUAUUUUUCUAAAGCUCUGGAUCUGUAUACACGAUAUAACGGACAAACAUUAUUGGCCAACCAAGGAAUUGUACCAAGCCAUACCGCGACUUAUAAUAUCAAGCCAACAGAGGCCGCUUUGAAGAGAGAACUCGGUGUUAACGCGUUGGUUCAAUGCACAUAUGACCAUGAUAUGAAGAGACAAGUCAUUUACGAAAUAGAGAUUUGCUUGAGUAAGACCUUUGAGCCCGUGGACUGUUACCCAGAUUCCGAAAACACUUCCGGAAAGAGGAGCCACCAUUAUCAUCAUAAAUAUAGCAGUCAUCCAGAAAGUUCAUGUCCGGAAAGUUACGGAUUUUACUACCCACCUAUUGACGGGGUGUACAGCAACAAAAAUACACUGUAAUGGUUACGGAAAAUAAAUUCUUGUUUAUGUUA